ACGCGCUACCUAAUACCUCAAAACUCACCAAAUCAAUCCAUCACAAUGCUCGCCAAAUCCAUCACCGCUCUGGCGGCUCUCGCCUUCGCCGUCAAUGUCGCUGCCGAGCAACCUUACAAGCCUCAGCUCGUGAAGAUGUCGACCCGCUCCCUGUUCUCCAUCGGUCGCCGUCAAGAUGCCCCCGGGUACCAGCCAGAGCAGGCCGUGUGUGGAGAGGGAAACACUUGCGAGGAGGCUUGCGGUGCCGGCUACACAACUUGUGCUUCCACCGACAACCAGGUGCACUGCUUCAACGCUCAAGCGGCUCAGACGUGCUGCCCCGAUCAGUCUGGCAACUCCUGCGACGCUGGCUACUACUGCACAGCCGACAAGGCCGGUGAGACGUGGUGCUGCCCCAACUCUAUGGACCUUGAGGCCUGCGCUGCUGCAUUCGAGGUGACUGGUGGUCUCGUCUCUCAGACCCCUCCUCCUGCCACUUCGACCUCUACCACCAGCUCCGAGGUCAUUUCCACCGCUCCUCCCACAACUACCAGUACCAGCGCCAGCAGCUCGAUCGUCUUUGGUGGUAAGAACUCUACUUCGGCUGCCAUCACCAUCACCAGCUCUGGUCUUGCCUCGGCUUCCGCCUCUGCUACCGGUGGCGCGUCUAACAGCACCGUCUCCCUUGGCACCUCUCCCUCGCCCUCCGCACCUGCUCCUUCCGUCUCCAACAUCGCUGAGGGUGCCGCUGGUACCUUCGCCGCUCCCGUCAGCGCCCUGCUCCUCAUUGCCGGUGUUGUCGCUCUUCUCUAA
This is a messenger RNA of Podospora anserina S mat+, 792 nucleotides long. RefSeq lists its product as uncharacterized. Lineage: Eukaryota; Fungi; Ascomycota; Sordariomycetes; Sordariales; Podosporaceae. The transcript is spliced from 2 exons. The record is from RefSeq and is a predicted model, not a curated record. The annotation marks the transcript as partial.